CUUCAACGUCACAGUCUCAGUCUCAGUCCCAGUCACUUCGCGCAACCACAUACCUCCGUCGACAUGCGAUCUUCGAAUCUCCCGCUACGGCACAUCGCCAAUGGGCUUCUGCCCCCUCGAAUGGCCCCGGCCGUGCGCGCCUGUCCCACACCGCUGCAAUCGCGUCUAUACUCCACAUCCAGAGCCAUGCCACGAUUAGCCCAGCGCUCGGUAUGGACGUCGCUGAUCCCACGAUUCCUCCGCGAACGAAGUACAAAAGACCCCAAGUCAGACUCGCCCAAGUCGAAAGAAUGGAACCCCGCCAGCUUCUACAUCAUCAUCUUCAUCCUGAUCGGAUCGCAAGCCAUCCGCAUGAUCGCGCUCAAGAACGACUACAAGGCCUACACGCGGACGACGGACGCCAAGAUCCUGCUUCUGCGGGAAGUGAUCGAGCGGGUGAAGAGCGGGGAGGAGGUGGAUGUUGAGAAGUUGCUGGGGACGGGCGAUGCGUCGAAGGAGAGAGAGUGGGAUGAAGUGCUCCGAGAAAUCGAGGCGGAAGAUUCGCUAUGGCAUCGUAAAAAUAAGAACGCAGACAAGGAGCAGGACACGCAACCGCCGCAAGAGCAGAAGGUGCAGGCGGAAUCAAAACCCAAGGAGCCUGUGGUGCCUGCUGAAGGAAAUGGGACUGCCGAGCCCCCGGAGGGCAGUGCCUCGAGACGCAAACUCAACUUCUUCUAGACAUCUCCUUAUACCCCGUUGGCUAUACCGGUCGUGUGUUCUCGAUUGGGCGAAUGCCGCAUAUCUGGACAUCUGAGACUGCAGAUAUAGGACGAGUGUCUCGUCUCAAAAAUUAAAAUUACAACUACCUCAGUCAAGUGCUUAGCAUGCCGUAUUGUAUCAGUUACAUGCUGUCGCGUGGAGGGGGCAUAUGUGUUAAAGAGGGGCCAUGUUCUUCUUUGAUCUCUCCGCCGACAACAUUUCAUAACUCUGUAAUAUAUUUAUCUUCCAAUCUGCGAC
Messenger RNA from Aspergillus steynii IBT 23096, 996 nucleotides. Its product is annotated as DUF5321 domain-containing protein. The transcript has 3 exons. The coding region runs from base 64 to 717 and encodes 217 amino acids. The record is from RefSeq and is a predicted model, not a curated record. NCBI's taxonomy places the organism in Eukaryota, Fungi, Ascomycota, Eurotiomycetes, Eurotiales, Aspergillaceae.